Messenger RNA from Bufo gargarizans (Asiatic toad), 4262 nucleotides. RefSeq names its product glutamyl aminopeptidase (gene ENPEP). The coding region runs from base 36 to 2921 and encodes 961 amino acids. Gene Ontology annotation, cellular component: cytoplasm. Gene Ontology annotation, biological process: peptide catabolic process; proteolysis. The transcript is spliced from 20 exons. NCBI's taxonomy places the organism in Eukaryota, Metazoa, Chordata, Amphibia, Anura, Bufonidae. The record is from RefSeq and is a predicted model, not a curated record. Gene Ontology annotation, molecular function: metalloaminopeptidase activity; peptide binding; zinc ion binding.
AGCUGGGAACAUAAGAGCAGCUCACUGUCAUCAAUAUGGGAAGCGAUAUAGAAGAUAUUGGCAUGUACGAGAAGGGGAGUUCUAAAAAGUACUGCAUGAAAGGAAAGCACGUAGCUGCUAUUGUAGGGGUGGUGGUGGUUGUGGGGCUGGCGGUGGGGCUCGGAGUUGGACUUACUUAUCCAGAGCCAUGUAAAAGCACCAAUGGAGAUGUUACCAAGCCACCUUUGCCCAGCACUACUGUAUUACCACCACCACCCAACUCUGAAGCUUGCCCAGCUGAAAACAAUGAAAAUGGGGACUGGAGUAAGUUCAGACUCCCAAGUUACAUUAACCCCCUGCACUAUGACCUGGAGCUCCAACCUGAGAUGGAUAAAGAUACAUAUAAUGGUACUGUAACCAUCUGGCUGAAGCUGGCUCUCCCAAGUACACAUCUGUGGCUACAUAUCAGGGAGACCAAGAUCGUAGGGCAGCCCAGGCUGAGAGAUCAAAACAACCAGGAGAUCCCCAUCAAACAUUGCUUUGAAUUUAAACUCCAUGAAUAUGUGGUGGUGGAAGCUGACCAAAGUCUGCAGCCCAAUGGCAACAAUGAGUUACUGAAUGAUACCUACCGUCUGACACUACAAUUUGCAGGACUGUUGAAUGGCUCCCUGGUGGGCUUCUACAGAACCACCUACCAAGAAAAUGGAGUGACCAAGAGCAUUGCAGCUACAGAUCAUGAGCCAACAGAUGCACGGAAGUCAUUCCCAUGUUUCGAUGAGCCAAAUAAAAAAGCAACUUACACGAUUUCCAUUAUGCACAAGAAAGAGUACAAUGUCCUCUCCAAUAUGCCUAUUGAGCAUACUCAUGACCACGGAAAUGGCUGGAACCACACACAAUUCCAUAAGUCAGUGCCUAUGAGUACAUACUUGGUUGCUUUUGCAGUCCACCAAUUCACAUUUGAGGAGAGAAUUUCAAGUCGAGGGGUUCCUCUAAGAAUCUAUGUGCAGCCACUACAGCAAAAAACGGCAGAAUAUGCAGCCGAAACCACAAAAGUUGUGUUUGACUUUUUUGAAAAAUAUUUCGAUAUGGACUAUUCUCUUCCAAAACUUGAUCAAAUAGCAAUACCUGAUUUUGGAACCGGAGCCAUGGAAAACUGGGGACUAAUCACAUAUAGGGAGACUAACUUGCUUUAUGAUCCUAAUGAAUCUGCAACAGUCAAUAAGCAGAGAGUUGCUGCCGUAAUUGCUCAUGAGCUUGUCCAUCAGUGGUUUGGAAACAUAGUGACGAUGGACUGGUGGGAUGACCUGUGGCUGAAUGAAGGCUUCGCCAGCUUCUUUGAGUAUUCAGGAGUGAAUUCAACAGAACCUCUAUGGAACAUGCCCGACCAAAUUAUAAUAGAUGAUUUAUUACCUGUAAUGAGAGAUGAUGCACUACAGUCCUCUCACCCAAUUAUUGUCGAUGUCUCCACCCCAGCAGAGAUUACAUCCGUCUUUGAUGCCAUUUCAUACAAUAAGGGAGCAUCCAUUUUAAGAAUGCUUGAAAAUUGGAUUACGCCAGAAAAAUUCCAGUUAGGAUGUCAGAAUUAUCUAAAGAAAUAUCACUUAAAGAAUGCCAAAACAGAUGACUUCUGGGGUUCUCUGGCUGAGGCAAGUGGCCAACCAGUCAAAGACGUCAUGGACACCUGGACCAGACAGAUGGGUUACCCAGUGCUCAAUGUACAAUCUGGAAAUCAUGUUCAGCAGAAAAGAUUUCUUUUGGAUCCAAAUGCUAAUUCAUCUGAACCAGAUUCUCCAUACAGCUACACGUGGAACAUCCCAGUGACAUUCUAUGCUACUAGCAACAUAGAUGUCAAGCACAUCAGUUUUUACAACAAAUCAGCACCUUCACUAACUUUGGAACCCUAUAAUAAUACAGUGGAGUUCUUGAAGAUAAACAAUAUGCACUUUGGAUUUUUCCGGGUAAAUUAUGAAACCCAAGUAUGGAAUCAGCUGGCAACUUUAUUGCAGGCAAAUCAUAUGGUUUUUACGGCAGGAGACAGAGCUGGACUAAUUGAUGAUGUUUUUGCCUUAGCAAGUGGUGAAAUAUUGGAUUAUAAUAUUUCUCUUGACGUAACAAAAUAUCUUCAGAAAGAGAAAGACUAUCUUCCCUGGGUGAGAGUGAGCUCUGCACUCGCCUAUUUAAAUGAUAUGCUGGAGAAUGAUGAAACCAUCUACCCAAAGUUUCAGGAAUAUUUACGAAAACAAGUUAAACCAAUUACAGAUGAACUUGGCUGGCUUGAUGAAGGCACUGAUGUGCAGAAGCUCCUCCGAACUUCAGUACUGGCUCUCGCGUGCAGGGCUGGAGAUCCUGAGGCACUGAACAAUGCCUCGCACAUUUUCAAAGAAUGGAUAGCUGGGAUAAGGAUUCCUGUGAACCUCAGACAGCUGGUCUAUCGUUAUGGGAUGAAACAGUCUGGUGAUGAGCAGUCCUGGAAUUUCAUGUUUCAGAAGUAUUUAGAAACUCCAUUAGCUCAAGAAAAAGAAAAGCUACUACAGGGUCUAGCAUCAGUGGAGAGCAUCCCGCUUCUGAACAGAUAUCUCAAACAGAUUUAUGACCCAAGCCUUAUUAAGAGCCAAGAUGCCCUGAAUGUUAUAUAUUAUAUAUCUGCAUACAGCAAGCUUGGAAAGCAAAUGGCUUGGGACUGGGUGCGGAUUAACUGGGACUUUUUAGUAAAAAGAUACACCAUCAAUGACCGAAACCUUGGUCGGAUAAUUACGAGAAUAUCAACAACAUUUAACACAGAUACCCAGCUGUGGCAAAUGCAAAAUUUCUUUGAGACUUAUCCAAAUGCUGGGGCAGGAGCAACCCCAAGACAGCAAGGACUUGAAACUGUUAGAAAUAACAUUGAAUGGGUUGCAGCCAACAAAAAUGGUAUUAAAACCUGGCUGGAAGCAAACGCUUGAAAGUUUGAAAGUUCUUAAUAGACAGAAAUGAGCAAGCCAAAGAGGAGCGGAAACUUACCUUCCAUCAACCCAAAGGAAAUACUUGGACAUUAAAGACCAUGGUCUUGCUGGAUUUAUUCCAUAAUGAACUCACGUGACCCAACAAGAAACCCCUAAUGGUAUCUGGGACCAUCUAUUUCAGGCUGUAUGCUUUAUAUUUAAUAUUGGAAACAUACAUACAUCAAUCUUAUCAUAAAAUAUUUAGGAGGAGCUAUUCAUGUGUCUUGUCACCGUAAAUCUGAAUGAAAUGGAAUGCUAAGGAAGUCAUUUGUAGCAUUAUGGAAGAACUCCAGGAUUUUCUAAUGGUGGUGUCCAUUCGUAAACUACAUGAGGGAUAGGGAACUGCUGUGAAUCACAUCACCAGCUGCUUUAUUGCAAGAUAAUAAACUCUAUUCCUGGCUGACCACUGUGGCCCUAUGGUGUUCUCUGUGUCACCCAUACGUAAUUGUCUCUAUGCAAGUCCUACAAGAGCCUUAGGCCUCAUGCACACGACCGUUGUUCUGGUCCGCAUCCGAGCCGCACAAAAGAUGCGGACUGCACUUCGUGUGCUGUCCGCAUUCGUUGCUCCGUUACGUAGCCCCGCCCAAAAAAUAUAACAUGUCCUAUUCUUGUCCAUUUUGCGGACAAGAAUAGGCAUUUCUACAAUGGGCCGCCUGUUCCGUUCCGCAAAUUACGGUAGGCACACGGGCGGCUUAGGUGUUUUAUUGAUCCGCAAUUAGUAGACCGCAAAAAAUGGAACGGUCGUGUGCAUGAGGUUCUUAAUGUGAGUCUCUUAGGCUUGCAUAGAAACUUACUUCUGGCUGACACAGCAGAUCUACUGCCCACUGUAAUGCAGUCUGAUUUGCAAUGUGAUUCACUGCAAUACAUUGUUCCUCUAGCAGUCUACAGAGUCCACCAUGAAAAAAUCCCAGAAUGCUUCUUUGAUGAUCUGCCAACAAUGCUGAUAUGUCUGUUUAUUGAAUACUUGCAUCCUCAUAACUUUUAUAUAAAACUCUACAUUUUGCUGUUCCUCUGUUAGUCCUUUUAGAAAUGUAUGAAUAAAUUGACAUCUGGUGUUACCAUUCCCCUUGGCAAUGGGUAGUGGGCAUACACAGUGUGACGCUGCCAGUACUGACUGGACACCAUGAGAGUGGUGACACAACCCAGUGACAGGGGGCAUGCUAACACUUAGUUAUCAUUAGUAAGGUGACAUAUAAUAUAGGUAAGGAAGAUGCAUAAUGUAAAUAAUCUGGCUCAUACAGUGCCUUGAAAAAGUAUUCACACCCCUUAAACUUUUCCACAUUUUUUCACGUUACACCCUCA